UGAGACGUCGGGGUAUUUCGCCCGUCUUGUCGCUCGCCGCCAUGUCGUCUUUCCCCGAGCUGUAUUUUAACGUGGAUAACGGCUACCUGGAAGGGUUGGUACGCGGUUUUAAGGCGGGGGUACUCCGGCAAGGUGACUACGUGAACCUGGUGCAGUGUGAGAGCCUGGAAGACUUGAAACUGCACCUCCAGAGCACAGACUAUGGGAACUUCCUGGCCAAUGAAGCCUCCCCGCUCACAGUCUCUGUCAUAGACGACAAGCUGAAGGAGAAGAUGGUGGUGGAGUUUCGUCACAUGAGAAACCAUGCGUAUGAGCCCCUAGCAAGUUUUCUGGACUUCAUCACGUAUAGCUACAUGAUUGACAACGUUAUUCUGCUGAUCACUGGGACUCUGCACCAGCGUUCAAUCUCCGAACUGGUGCCCAAGUGCCAUCCUCUGGGAAGUUUUGAGCAGAUGGAAGCUGUGAAUAUUGCUCAGACACCUGCGGAGCUCUACAAUGCAAUCCUGGUGGACACUCCCCUGGCUGCUUUCUUCCAAGACUGCAUAUCUGAACAGGACCUGGAUGAAAUGAACAUUGAAAUAAUUCGAAACACGCUGUAUAAGGCCUACCUGGAGUCCUUCUACAAGUUCUGCAAGGUGCUGGGAGGUACCACGGCAGAUGCCAUGUGCCCGAUCCUGGAGUUUGAAGCUGACCGGAGAGCCUUCAUUAUCACCAUUAACUCAUUUGGUACUGAGCUGUCCAAGGAGGACCGAGCAAAGCUGUUCCCGCACUGUGGCAAGCUCUACCCUGAGGGCCUGGCUCAGCUGGCCAGAGCAGAUGACUACGAACAAGUCAAAAAUGUUGCUGACUACUACCCUGAGUACAAGCUGCUAUUUGAAGGGGCUGGCAGUAACCCUGGAGACAAGACCCUUGAAGACAGGUUCUUUGAGCAUGAGGUGAAGCUGAACAAGCUGGCCUUCCUCAACCAGUUCCACUUUGGAGUCUUCUAUGCCUUCGUGAAGCUGAAGGAGCAGGAGUGCCGCAACAUUGUGUGGAUCGCAGAGUGCAUUGCCCAGCGGCACAGGACCAAGAUUGACAACUACAUUCCCAUCUUCUAACCCUGCUCUGCUCCUGUCUGACCCUCCUGCCCCUGGAGUCCGGAGGGGCUUCUGUCUAACUCCCUGACUUAUCCCUUGCCCGGACUCCAGGGAUGUCCCAUCUGUAGAACUGGCUCAGAUGAGGAAACUGUACAGUUGCUAGUUAAAUUAUUCACAAGCUGAAGUUUGAGUUGUGUCCUGUGAGGGGUCCGGAGGGACCAGUGGCACAGGCUUGGCCCUGUGUAGCAGGAGGGACACCUCCUGUUGUGUAUCUAAUAGUCCCUGUGUUACUGUACUAAUCUGCUGUAUGCGCUUAUGCUCGUAGAGCAAGCACCAGCUGGGGGGUUGCUGCCUCCAAGGGGUUCCCACUGCUGCAGAGGAACACAUCAGGUCUGCCAUGGCUGGGGCAUGCCAGUGCUCUGUACGCCUCCUAGUCAGUGUUGUUCCUGUGAGAUUUAGUUUGAGUGUCAUUUGUAGCGUAGCCCAUGCUGCUGUGCAAUCCCUGCAUCCCCCUGUAGCUAACCCUGACCUGGGAGAGACUGAGUAGCCCUGGCCGGGACUGAGAUGGAGCCUGUGGGAAUGUGAGGGCAGAGCCAGAGCGCUUGCAGAGCGUGCUCCUCCCCACUCUGACAGCAUUUGCACUAGUGCAGCCUCGCUGUGUCCUCAGAAGCAGCUCUCCUCAGUCUCCUUCCUGCCCUGCAGCUUGCAAGGGCUCCAUAAGCUGGCUGAGCUCCUUCCUUCCCUGAAGACCCACAGGUUGGAGUUUACUGUCACAACCACGCAAGAGUCAGGGCUCCUUUUGGCUCUGUGGAUGGCGCCGGACCCCUGCACCGCCCCAGGGCAGACAUCCAGGCUGGGGCAGCCUCCUCCCCUGUGCAGUGUGUCUGGGCUGACACUGCUGUGGAGUCAUAUGGGCACAGCUGGCCGUUGGGCAGAGCAGCCCUUGGGUCUGGCUCCACUUGGUCACCCUGAUGAGUGCAGAGGGCAGCUGUUGGCAGAGAUGUCCUACGCCUGUGGUUAGGGGGUGGGAGCCAAGCCCUGGGCAUGGCAUGGCAGUCCUGCUCCUUGUUGCUCUGUGUCCUGGCUCACUCCCACUUGUGCUUGAGCUCUGGGAGAUGCCCAUGGCAGCAGAGAAGCCUUGCUGGUGGGAAACACGUGCUUGGUGCUGCUGCUGGGAGGGAUCAAUGGAGAGCGGCUCCCUCUCAGUUUGUGCUGUGGUCACCUCUGCAGUGUUUGUUAUCCUGUGAUCCCUUCCUCUCUACACCAAUAAAUAUCUGCCUACUGCACUGUGCUCUCCCUGCUUACUUGGGUACCUGCUCCCACAUCCCCAAGAGAAGCCUCCAUCAGCCACAGGGCCUCUUACCCAGAGAAUUUGGUAUUUGUGGUAGUGGAGCCUGGUGUGGCUCCUGCAUGAUAUGGGACACUUGUUUCUACCACAGGCAGGGUGGUAGUACCACCUCUUGGGGCCCUGGGAACUCACUCCAGCCCAAGCUGCAGGGGUGCCUGGUCUGUGGGUGCAGCUGGGUGCUGAGCUGAUGGGUGCCGGGGAGGUGUAGCCCUCGCUGCUUAUGCAGCCUUAUGGGAGUGAGCUAUGCUGUUAUGGAGCUGCAUGGCUUGUCACCCUGUGCCUGGGCUUCCUGCGUGGGCCUGUCUGUGUGUGGCACUAUCAGCCCUUCCAUCCUUGCCCCAGCAGGGCUACAGCAUCAGAGCAAAGCAAAAGGAAGCCUUUGAGGUAGGGGUGGGGAGUAGUGGGGAGCGGGUGCAAGUACUUACUGGCUGGCAGACCCCCUUUCUGGGGCUGCCUGUGGCACCUGCUGCCCCAUGCAAGGCUCCUGGCUCGGUGUGGCGCCAGCUGUGACGCAGCUCAGCUCUGCCCGCAGGCAGGGCAUCCCUAGCCAAGCAUUGCAGUGCUGCACUGUGCGGAAGGAGACUGCCAGAGCCUGGUGGCAUAUCAAGAACAGAUUUAUUUAAAAAGUGACAAUCAUGUAGUUCAUCUUGUGAAGAUCUCUGCGGCACUGGCAGCCUGGCCUCAGCCCCUGUGCUCGCCAGGAGCAUGUGGAGUGUGUAAUGAAUGGCAGGGAGGCAGGGGCUGGCACAGCAGCAGCCACAGGGUCCCAGGCCUGACCCAGCCAAGAGGUGACGGAGACAAAUGCAGCUCUGACAGCAGUGAGGAAGAUGUCAGGUAGCUGAGAAAUGCCUGAGGAAUAUCCCAGCCCGUGGUGCAGAGCUGCUGAGUCAGGCAGGGGUGGCCCCCUUGGAGGAUGCACAGUUAGAAAAAAUACAAAAACAAGGUCUCUAGAAAAUGUUGAUUCUUGCACAAUAGAAAAUAGAUCUGCCUGAUUUUGGAAAGCAAUUUGGUUUUUAACAUCUAGUGCUGAUUGUUCCCCCGCAGUGCAGGAGGGCGAUGCC
This is a messenger RNA of Haliaeetus leucocephalus (bald eagle), 3485 nucleotides long. It is a transcript of the gene ATP6V0D1, whose product is annotated as ATPase, H+ transporting, lysosomal 38kDa, V0 subunit d1. Gene Ontology annotation, cellular component: vacuolar proton-transporting V-type ATPase complex; plasma membrane proton-transporting V-type ATPase complex; proton-transporting V-type ATPase, V0 domain. The transcript is spliced from 8 exons. Bases 42 to 1097 code for a protein of 351 amino acids. Gene Ontology annotation, molecular function: proton-transporting ATPase activity, rotational mechanism. NCBI's taxonomy places the organism in Eukaryota, Metazoa, Chordata, Aves, Accipitriformes, Accipitridae. The record is from RefSeq and is a predicted model, not a curated record. Gene Ontology annotation, biological process: proton transmembrane transport; vacuolar acidification; vacuolar transport.